Molecule: messenger RNA, 1825 nt
Organism: [Torrubiella] hemipterigena
Lineage: Eukaryota; Fungi; Ascomycota; Sordariomycetes; Hypocreales; Clavicipitaceae
Source: the annotation of a GenBank genome assembly
CGAAAAACGACUCCCCCUCUCAAUCUCUCCUUUCACCAUUUCACUGUAGAAUAUACAAACAACCUUCUUUAAUUCGGAUAGCACGCUGACCUUCGUACGCCCACCAUGUCGAUGCUCACCCGCCUCGCUGCGCUCACCAACAUCGACGUCGACGAUGCCUCGACUGCCGUGGUCAAGAGCCUCCCCUUUACACCCUACAACCAAACAUCUAACCAGGGCAUCAUUACUAGUGAACUGCUCAAGUCUGAAAACGAGGCUCUUCUAGACGACCUCGUGGCCAAGUAUGGCUCGCAGGGCUGGGAAACCGUCUACAACAAAGCCGCUGUUGCUCUCGUCGCGCGCAAUGUGCCUUUUCUCUCUGGCCGCGUGCUGAUCCAAGUCUCCCUGCGCCACCUCAACGACAAGGCGGCCAUCAUCAGCCAGUGCCGCGAGUACGCUGCGUCGUUUGCUGACGCGGGUAUCCCUAACGACAGGUAUGCCAUCAAGUUACCCUUUUCGGGUGCAGCAGCUGCUGCAGCGCGCGAGCUCAAGGCUGAGGGCAUCGCUACGCUGGCGACGUCUGUAUUUUGCAUGGAGCAAGCUGUAGCUGCGAGCCAGGCGGGCUGUGUCAUGAUCAGCCCCUACUACAAUGAAAUUGCUGCACACAUUGACCCAUCCGCGCGCAUCAACGUAGCCGACACGGCUCUCCAGCACCCCAUGUCUCCCCGCAUUCUCCAAAUGCUCAGCUUCUUCGCCUCCCAGCCCGCCCCGCAGCCCAUCAUGGUGAUUGCCUCGCACAUCACACCCCAGGAAGUCCUCGCCAUGGCCAACCUCGGAUGCCCACACAUCACCAUCUCCGCCGCCAACCUUGAGGGCCUCGCCGCUCUGCCAGACACACUUGGCCCCGUCACCGCGGGCAAGCCGUCGCCCACAUACGCCGGGUGGAAGACUCCCGAGAAGUACGCCGCGCUAGAAAAGACAGAUCCGCUGGCCAGCGGCGAGUGGAACGGCGUCACGGCGUCCAUGGCGACAGACUAUGUCGCAGAUAAUGGCAAGGCGCUGGACGAGUAUAUUCGCAGCGAUGCGCUGGUGAGCCAUCGCAUCGAGGACGCGAGGAAGUUCUUCUUGAAGGCUGAAGAUGAGGCCAAGACGGCGAUUGAAGCCAAAAUUAAGGCCUAAGUUGUGCGCUGUCUCUACACAGAUUGAUAAUUAAAAGGCGAAGCGAAAGAGUUGGUGAAUCGAGGAACGAGAUUGAGGUAGUUAAUGUAAAAGAUGUCGAUAUGACUCUUGGUAAUAGUGAAAAGGGGACAUAUAAAAUAUAACUGUCUUUUUGUACAUGUACAACUAUGUGGUGCGUGUCCAAGAUCAUCUAGGAGAUGACUACUAUGUAUGCUAUAAAAGAAAGAGGAAGAAAAAGAAAAACGUUUUGUCGGCAACAUCAGCCAGCCAUUAUAACUUCCCAUAUAAAAACGCCAAGAAAAGGAAAAUUCCAAAGUGUAUCGCCAACCAACCAGCCAAACAUAAAACGCCGCAGCGAUGAUAGAUAAAAAAGAUAACGUGUUUUCCCUUGCUCCUCUCCAAAAAUAAAAUGUACGCCCCAUGUUGCGCCUCUUCUCUUCUCUGUUCGGCUAUAGCUUCAGGAGGCAAGAAGGUUCUUUGCUUGUCAACUUGCAGGAAAGAGAAGCUCUUUUUUAAUUCCACUUAUCGGGGCCAAAGAAUUGUGGCGGAUCAAUAUCAUACAGCGUGCAGGCAUUGUCCUCGCAGCCCGUGUCGGAGACGGUGUUUCCCCACCACUUGAACUCGGUCUCGCGGUACUGCAGGCCAAAGAAGAUGAUGAUGCCGGCAA